Triticum dicoccoides is the source of this 725-nucleotide messenger RNA. RefSeq names its product protein PELPK1-like. NCBI's taxonomy places the organism in Eukaryota, Viridiplantae, Streptophyta, Magnoliopsida, Poales, Poaceae. The coding region runs from base 106 to 531 and encodes 141 amino acids. The record is from RefSeq and is a predicted model, not a curated record. The transcript has a single exon.
AUGUUCCUACAUCGCAGCAGAGCAGAACAAGCAUCUUGCAAUCACCUCCCACAUACGAGAACAAAACUCUCUGUCACUAGUACCUACACCUAGCUAGCCGUAGCCAUGGCUUCCAACGGGAGCAUGUUGGCCAUGAUCAUCGCGUGCGCGCUCCUCCUCGCCGGCAGCACGUGCCACGCCGCCCGCAACCUGGCCGACACGACGCCGGCAGCCGCCGCUCCGGCUGCUAGCGCCGUCCCUGGACUGCCGGCCGUGCCGACCUUACCCGCCGUGCCCACGGACACGGUCACCCUGAUGCCACCCAUGCCGUCGGUCAGCCUCCCCACCGUGCCGCAGGUGACCCUGCCGCCCAUGCCGGCCAUCGUCGUGCCCAAGACGGUGCUGCCGCCGAUGCCCAAGGUCACCCUCCCCACAGUGACGAUGGCACCGAUGCCCGCGAUUGUCGUGCCCAAGGUGACGCUGCCGCCGUUGCCAUUCGUCCCGAAUGUGAACGUGCCUAUGCCGUUUGCGGCGCCACCCCCAUCGGCGUAGGCGCGCCGACGCGGCGGUGCUCUCGCCCUGUCCAUGAUGUUUAUUGAUGGGGCGCCUUCCAUGUGAGAGUGGCGCCAGGUCACUCCGUGGUCACGGCACACAUGUUCUUACAUGCAAGCUCCGCGUUUUAAGCGUGAUGUAUCACUAGAUCCUACAUUUUGUUUACGUCUCAGUGUAUGUACUCUUUUUUUUUU